Peniophora sp. CBMAI 1063 is the source of this 1635-nucleotide messenger RNA. Lineage: Eukaryota; Fungi; Basidiomycota; Agaricomycetes; Russulales; Peniophoraceae. The record is from the annotation of a GenBank genome assembly.
AUGUACUCGGAAAAGCAGCAACAGCGCAGCAAUGCGAUUGACCUUUCGCACCAUAUUUCGGACUACGCCAAGUCGUACAAGGUGUCACCUUUGAAGGGUCUCCAGAAGUACUUCAGUCGCGCAGACAUGGUCUCCUUCGCAGGAGGUCUUCCGCACGAGUCUGUCUUUCCCUUCCACAACGUCCAAGCCGAUGUGUUGUUACCUGAUUCGUUUCCUCUCACCUUGCACAAUUCGGACUCCUCUUCACCGCUCUCUUGGCUCUGGCGUCUCUUCGGAUACGACCCGACGAAGGAGAAGACCACGCAUGUCCACGUCCCCAAGUUCAAGUCAGAGAAUGACGGUGGCAUGAACCUUGCGACGGCUCUGCAGUACGGCCCUGCGACCGGCAUGCCAGCGACGCAGAAGUUCAUCACAAGCUUCUCCGAGCUUGUGUACAAGCCUGCGUUCGCGGACUGGAAGACGAUCGUGCAAACGGGCAACACCGACGGUUGGGGCCGUUGCGCGCGCAUCCUAUGCAACCCUGGUGACACCAUCAUCGCCGAGGAGUGGACGUACCCCUCUGCUCUCGCUAGCGCCGCCCCGAUCCAUAUCAAUGUGCUGCCCGUUGAUUUGGACGGCAUCGGUAUGCGUCCGGAUGCACUUCGCGAAGCCCUGGCCAACUGGGACGAGUCGAAGGGGCGCCGUCCGCACGUCAUGUACACUGUCCCCGUCGGGCAGAAUCCGUCUGGCGCGACGAUGGACCUUCAGCGCAAGAAGGAGAUCUACGACAUCUGCGUCGAGUACGACGUGAUCAUCGUCGAGGACGACCCGUACUACUUCCUCCAGAUGGGGGAAUAUGCGCCCAAGGCGGCCCGCCAGGAGCAGGCGUCGCACGACAACGAGUCGUUCCUCGCGUCUCUCGCCCCGAGCUUCCUCUCCGUCGAUACGCAGGGCCGCGUGAUCCGGCUCGACACCUUCUCCAAGACCAUCGCGCCCGGUGUGCGUCUUGGCUGGUGCACCUGUGCUCCGCUCUUCGCAGAGCGGCUUGAGCGCGUCGGUGAGACGAGCACGCAGAGCCCGUGCGGUCUUGGCCAGGCACUCGUUAUGCGCCUCAUGCAGGAGUGGACGAUCGAUGGAUACGUACGCUGGUUGCGCGGCAUCCGCGUACAGUACGCAGCACGCCGCGACUUCUUCAUCGACACCAUCUCGGAGGUCUUCGCUCUCGAGCGCCGUGCUUGCACGCAGGGCGUCUGGGCCGGAUCCGACGUGUACACCGCGUAUGCGCGCCCGCGAAGCUCGAUGUUUAUGAGCGAGAAGAGUAGUCGCAAGGCGCUCUUUGAGUUCGUUCCGCCAAGCUCUGGCAUGUUCGUAUGGGUCAAACUCAACCUCGCCGAGCACCCCCUUCGUCUGCAUGGUGCAGAGCCUGGUGAGGAGGAGCCGUCGCUGGAGAUGCAGUUCUGGACGCAGCUCGCCGAAGGUGGCGUAUUGGCUGCACCCGGAUGGUUCUUCUCUGCGUAUGUGAACGAAGAUGGUGCUGGUCCCGACUUCGAUCGUGAGGGCCACCUCCGCAUCAGCUUCAGCUUUGCAUCGACGGAAGAGAUGCGGAAGGGCAUCAAGAUCUUCGAGAAGACUCUGCGCGAGUUCUUCAAGGUUUAG